GGAAGAGCCUGAUGUGGGGCUCUAUCCCAUAACGCUGGGAUCACGCCCUGAGCCGAAGGCAGACGCUUAACCGGUGUGCCACCCAGGCGCCCCUAAAAUGAAUAGUUUUUAAAUGGUGUUAUGAUUUAGAUAUCAUAAAUCAUUUCCAAUGUUUUCCUUGAUGUGAAACCAUAAACGACCUCACCUCUUCCCCUGACACCCACCCUCCCAAACACACACACGGUGCAAAUUUAGGGCAAUGGUCCAGGAAGAACUAUACAAAUAUAUCUCCCCUUUAAUUUUAUUCAAAUAUUUUGAUAGAAAAAUUAAAUAAUUUAACUGCUAAGUAAUUUUAGGUAUUUUUCUUAUAUUAAAACAAACACAAAUAUAAUGGUAUCCAAACUGAUUGAAUAUUGUGCUUACAUAGGGGGUUUGAGUCACUUCAGAAUCUAUCUGUAUACCCUUGGCCACCCUAUUCUUCUCAGCCAAGUCUGAAAAGCUUUGAUAAUAACGGAGAAUUAAUGAAGUGUUUCCAUUGGGUAGAAUCAUGAUUCAGUUUUUACAUUAGGAGGAUAAUUUUGGCUUGUACUACAGAAGAUGAGUUGGAGGGGAUAGGGGUGGAUGAAGAAGCACUGGAGGUAGAGAUAACAUUAGAGAAUUAUGUAAUAUUAAUCCAUUAUAUUAUAAUUAUUCAUUAUACUGUAAUAAUCCAGGUGAGAGAGAAAUUGGCCUAAACUCACAGCACAGGACAUAGAGAAGAAUAGGCACCAAGGUUUCUAAUUUUAUUAGCUAUUUACUUUCAUGUUCACCAUGACUCUAUAAAACAUCAUCUAAACAUCUAAUUAUUGGUUGUGGUUUGUAUUAUACCUGUAUAAAUAACUUACAUAUGUGAUAGGAUAAAUACAAAUGUUAAUGAGCAUUACUAUUAUUUAAUUCCUUAUAUUUGCAAAAGUCAAAUGGACUUCAAUAUAUUCAAAAUUAGAUAUUAUUCAGUAGUGUAUCCAUUUGCUGCAUUAUAUAUAAAGAAAUUUACAACUAUUGUCUCUGAAGUGAUCUAAAUAGUUCACAUAACAUAUAAGCUUCAAGGGAAAUCUUCGUAUCCAUUAUACAACUCCAUCUUAUUGCAAUUGGAGUUUUUAACUGGACCUAAAUAAAUUAAUCUACAAUAUGGCUAAAAUGUUAAUAUUAUCAUUGUAAUUCACAAUAUACCGGUAUUAGAUACUUUAGGGACUCAGCACUGCUACAAAUCCAUUUGAUUUUCAGGUCAAUUUCCAAAACUGUGAAGUCGCUAAUAAAUUCACAGUGCUUUCUAGCUUUUGAAGUGUUUUGGCAUUUUACAUUAUCUUCUUUGAUGUUCAACAUCCUUGAAGUCAGCAAGGCUGGUCACCCUAAUUUUUCAGUUCAAAAAAGCUCUGAGAUUUCAUUUAUUGUGUUUAACAAAUGUUAUUUGUAUAACAUCAUGCAUCUGCAAACUGUAAAGGGACUGGAAUUCAGAUUUCCAAAGUUUUUAUUCUGGUGUACCAGGUUGUCAGUCUAAUAUAGCAUAUGGCUUCCUAAGAUUCCUGGAUUUUAGUAGCUCUUUGACAAAUUUCUUAACCUGUAUACUUCAGUUUUCAUAUCUAAAAUAAGGAGAUAAUAAUAAUACCUAGCCAUUGAAUUAUUAUAAGGAUAAAUUUAGCUAAAUUUGUGAGGCAUUUAAAAACAGUGUCAAGCUCACAGUAAGCUCCAAAUAAAUGUUGGGUUAUAUAUUUAUUGUUUUAGCAUAUCCAACUGACUUGUAAGGAGGGUUUUGAUCCUCAUAAUAUACACAUUUGGAAAAUUCCCAGUUGAGUAUAUAUAUUAGGCAAGUUCAGAUGUGUAUAUGGGUAUUAAAGCAUAAACCUUGUUUCUAAUUUAAUAACUAAAGAAAUGUGGGGGCCCAAUAAUCCCAUUAGCCCUACUUAAUUAACCACAUUUCAUCUGACCUCGAUAUGCUCUUCCCAGAGAGAAAAGACUUCAAGGGUGUGGUAAGUAGACCUGUUGAGAUAUUUUAAAAAGCAGAGAUCCGUGGAUUUUAACAGGAAGCUCAGCAUAUUAGACAGUCCAAGUGUGCUCAGGAGUGUAAUAUCUGCCCAGUCUUAGCUGAGAGGACGUUAGGGGGAACGCUACAAGGGACCCAGCUGGGUACUCUGCAGGAAGUUAAAAAAAAUUGUUGAGCUUUGAAAAACAUCUGGUGUUAGCCAUCUGUCUUUGGCAGUACAAAGGCUUAAGGUCUAUGUGGUUCCUUCUGACACCAUGGAAGGCGGAGUUUCAGCGCAGAAGUAACAAGUAGUGGCAAGCUAAUUUAAGUACGUUCUCGGGGUCCGGAGACACUUGCACUUCCUGUUACCACAAUUCAGGCCAAACUGCUGUCAAUCCCUAGUGUUUGAGCGCUUCCCCAGCCUCGAUUCCUGUUGUGGCCACCCUCGGGUGGGCCGUGCUCCACCUAGGUGCUUUGGAAUGUGGGACAGUUUCGCUCUUCUCGCGAAAGAACACGGUCUUUUGCUUGAGUUGCUCGUUAAAAGGUUGGCACAGUCGGGAUCUCCCAUUGUUGUUAAGAGGCGCAGGAGCCCCGGCCAGUAAGACGCUGUCACUGCUGCCCAGCAGCGAGCCCCAACAUCCCAGCCAGGCCCCGCUGGGCAUUCCGAAGCCCCACCCAUGGCAACGCCACUCUGACGCCCGCGCGCCGGAGGCCGCCAUAGGCCCGCGUCGCGGCCCAGGGCGACGUGUGGCGCGUGGACUCUAUCAGGUCCAGCCCUGCGGGAACCCGGCAGACACUUCCGGGCAAGGUUCUGUGCACCUGUUCCUUCCUUCUCCUUAAGUGUCUUCCCCUCUGGGAAAAAGUGGACAUGGCCCUCCCCAGAGAACAAGAUGCACGACAGCAAACCUAACUUAAGAACAGCACGGAAGACUAACCCCCAAAGCAAGAAGGUGCCCGGCAUUUCUUUAAGCUGUUUGGAAGUUCACGUGACCCACCAAGUGCCGGGGCCCGGUGGUCACGUGACAGCGCGCGCGCCCUCGCGCCGCGAGAGCCGGCAGGCGCUGUGCGCGCGCCUUCGCCGCUGCCUCGCAUCCCCUCGACGGGAGGGUGAGGAGCCGCGGAGUGAUCAGGCGUCUGGGGGCCGGUGCGCGUGCGCAGCGAACAGCUGUCACCCAGUGCGGAACAAGUCUUCCAAAUUUCCCAAAUUUCCCUGGGCCGAAGGCCACCCUCUUCCUCCUCAUCUUCCUCCUCUGGGUCGUAUCCCGGUCCCUACCCGCGCGCCAGAGACUGCCCCAGCCAUCAUGGAGGUGGCCGAGGUGGAGAGUCCUUUGAACCCCAGCUGUAAGAUCAUGACCUUCAGACCCUCCAUGGAGGAGUUCCGGGAGUUCAACAAAUACCUCGCAUACAUGGAGUCUAAAGGAGCCCAUCGAGCAGGUCUUGCAAAGGUGAUUCCUCCUCAGGAAUGGAAGCCAAGGCAGUGCUAUGAUGACAUUGAUAAUUUGCUUAUUCCAGCACCGAUUCAGCAGAUGGUCACAGGGCAGUCGGGACUGUUCACUCAAUACAACAUCCAGAAAAAAGCCAUGACAGUGAAGGAGUUCAGGCAGCUGGCUAACAGUGGCAAAUACUGUACUCCAAGAUACUUGGAUUAUGAAGACUUGGAGCGCAAGUACUGGAAGAACUUAACUUUUGUGGCACCCAUCUAUGGCGCAGACAUCAAUGGGAGUAUAUAUGAUGAGGGUGUGGACGAAUGGAACAUAGCUCGCCUAAAUACAGUCUUGGAUGUGGUUGAAGAAGAGUGCGGUAUUUCUAUAGAAGGUGUAAAUACCCCUUAUCUCUAUUUUGGCAUGUGGAAAACCACAUUCGCGUGGCACACCGAGGAUAUGGACCUCUACAGCAUUAAUUAUCUCCACUUUGGAGAGCCCAAGUCUUGGUAUGCAAUACCCCCGGAACAUGGAAAACGACUUGAAAGACUAGCUCAAGGUUUUUUCCCAAGCAGUUCUCAAGGAUGUGAUGCAUUUCUUCGCCACAAGAUGACACUGAUAUCUCCCUCAGUAUUAAAGAAGUAUGGUAUUCCCUUUGACAAGAUCACUCAGGAGGCUGGAGAAUUUAUGAUCACUUUUCCAUAUGGCUACCAUGCUGGUUUUAAUCAUGGCUUCAACUGUGCAGAAUCUACAAAUUUUGCUACAGUCAGAUGGAUUGACUAUGGGAAAGUCGCUAAAUUGAUUCAUGGACAGUGUGUUUCAUUAACCAGCAGAGGGCAGUGUCUCUUCACAAAUUUUUUUUCCUGCGAAGUCUUCGCAAGAGUGUGUUUUCCUAAUAGCAUUUGACCUCAUUUGACAUAUGGAGACAUUGGAGAUAUUCAUUGAUUAUAAAUUUGUAAUUGAUAUGUUUCAUAUGGAAUAGAAGGUGAUAAAAAUGAAUGUAACUUAGUGUAGUAAGGGAUAUUUGUACUAUUAUUUAUAACCCUUCUAGAUUAGUUGUUUCUUAAAUGUUCAUUUUAUGUAUAGGAAGUGUGUGCAUUAGCCUAAAAUAUCAUCAAAUUGAAAUGCUCUUCUUUGUGAAAUAAAUAUACAGUGCGCCCAUGUCUGUUGCAAGUUGUUCAUGGAUUUGGUCCCUACAUGUUGUGUAGUGCAGCUGCUGCGCAAAGGAGCAGUGUGUGCUCACAAACACAGUACAAAAAUAAAAUAAAAUUUACUGGGGGAGACUUACAAGCUGAUAGUAGCAGUGUGUGCAAGACCUUCCAGGUCUCAUUUCUUCCACGCUGAGGUGGACUUGAAUGGAGUGUAGCUAGGAAAGGGCUUCAGUGGAAGGACCCAACUUAGACCCCAUCACGUCAUGCUCCUCUUAUUUGCAAGGAAAAGGGGGCAGAACACAUCCAUGAACCUCCUGGGUGAGGAAGUAGUCUUUUUAGAAAGGGGAGCUUCUACCAAACAUUUAGGGACAGAGUAUUCUCUUGAGAUAACUCAGACCUGCUGAGCUUGCUCUUUGCUGAGCUUUUGGAAGGUGAAGGUAAAGAGCUUAGUUGGGGACAUUAAGUGGCAUUAACUUGUGAAGAGAAGACAUUUAAUUUAGACUGAGCUUGAGUUGGGUCGGUCAUUUAUAGGUAGUAUCAUUUUUGGCAAGAUUUCUGUGAGUUGUUAUAAUAAUACAUUGUAUGUUAGUUGUAAGGACUAAAUGAGGUAAUUAUUAUAAGUUACUGAAAUAGUGACUCCUCCAUGUCGAGUAAUAAGUGUUUCUUCUCUCAUGAAGUGUUGACACUUGUUAAACUUAUAAAAUCAGUUUGGGGUCCACAUCAUGUGAAAUUGUGCUAUGGCAGUACGUCAGUGCAUUCCUGCAUUUUGUUUCCCACCUGUACCUCAGGAACUAGUUGUAAGCGUGGACUCUUUGUUCCAUGAUGACACUUCUGGGGGCAGAUCUGAUAUCCUAUCCUUCUUGGGCAGCUCCCACUGACAUACGUGCCAGCCAUGCUAUUAACUGUCCUUCAGAAUAAAACUAUGGAGGUACCCAGUGGGGGAAUGCAUUCUUAUCAUCUGGGUUCAGAGAGACUUUAAAUAGGUCAAAAUAUUAAUUCUAUGGUUUUCAUUUGGGCUGUGUCCAGAGAAUACUAGCGGACUGUAGUUCUGGAAUAAAUUUUUAUUGAGUCAGUCGUACAAGAGAGACAGAAACUGUACUACUUGGAGAAAAGUUCAAAUGCUGAGACAGCUUUUCUAAAAUAUCCCUAGUUUUGUUCUUGUUUUUUUUUUUAAUUGACCUCCUUCUUUGUAAAAUAAAGCAAGAACAUGAGGCAUUUUGAAAAUGCAAAAAGCUACUUGAAUAUGUUUGAAAGUAAAAAAUAUAAUUCUUUAAUUUGCUGGGUAAGUACUCUUUGCCUGACCCCAGCUUUGCAUUUGUGGAAGGGGAUGUCCUUAAUUCGUGGCUGUGGCUAAGGGAGCAGAUAGGCAUAUGUAGAUGCAGGAAGAGGGGACAGAGAGCUGCGAAGAAUAGCACUUGCUCUCUCUGAUGUAGGCCAGAAAGCCUUGAGAGUUCCAACACAUUUCUUUCCUCCCACGGCUCUAAUAUUAAUCCCGCCAUGUCAUAACUAUCUGAUCUAGCACAUCCACUGACAUUAAUGCAUAUUGGGGAUAGAAAUUUUAUUUUACAAACUCAAGCUAUUCAGUAAUGACCAUGAAAAAUCACCAAAGAUGUAGAUGGGUAUUUGCCUCUGUCAGUGCUUCAAAGAUUUCUUCUAUUAAAUGCUGUACCCAAAAAUUAUAGAAUUGUCUUCAAUUUUGAACAUAAUAAAAAAAACCUUAAAUGUAUGCAAUUUUAAUUGAAAAAUAUAAACAUGUAAAUAAAAAUUAGGUAAAAGGCCUUGGAAAAUUAUAUAAUUAUGGUAUAAAUUGGAGUAGAAAAGAAAGGCUUUGAAAUAAAAAUCAUUUCAGAAAAAAAUAAAAAAAUUUAAAACUCAGGGUUGCCUGCCUGGCUCAGUCAGUAGCUCAUGAUCUUGGGGUUAUAAGUUUGAGCCCCAUGUCAGAUGUAGAGAUUACUUAAAAAUAAAAUCUUAAAAAAAUUAAAACUCAAAAGUUUUCAUUUGUAUUUUUAAUAUAGCAGUAAAUCAUUUAAUGAAACAGGUAGCUAAAUAUGUGCUUACAUUUUAAAAGCUUCAUUAUUUUAGGGUAUGUUUGACAGAGGAAAAGAGGGUGAAGAUGGGUGGCAGGUAAGGGGAAAUAAAUUGAGAUUUCUGUCAAAUCAUAGCAAAGUUUUAUAUGGCUGAAAUAUUUCAUGUUAAACAUAUUGAAAGAAAAUGUAGGAGAAUAUUUAUCUGUUCCUUGGGUUGAGGAGGACUUUCCAAGUGGGAUCCAUUGCUGUAUAUCAUGAAGGAAAAGACUGAGAUUUGAACUGCAUUUUGAAAAAUUGCAAACUAAAUAAACAACUAAUGUAUACCACUUGUAUUAUAUGAGAGAUAGUGGGUUAAUACUAAGCUGUAGUUGUACUACUUAAACUGAUUAAACUGUAGUUGUAAUUCCUAAAUGUUAAUAAAAAAUGAAUUGAAAACACAUUUAGUCAAAUGUUGAUAUAAUUUGGGGCCAUAAUGUAAAAUUUACACAAAUGUUUAAAAUAAAACUUCCCCCUCCUCUCCCAUCUAUCUACCUCCCUCUCUGCGCCUCACUGCUCCCCUGACAUGGCACAUGCUCGCUCUCUUUAAAAUGAAUGAAUGAAUGAAUGAGUGAAAUCUUUAAAAAAAGAAAAGAACUGCUCAAUUUUUUAAAAAAGAUUCAUUUAUUUGAGAGAGAGCGAGAGAGAGCAAGCGAACGUGGAGGAGGGGCAGAAGAAGAGGGAGAGAGGAACUCAAGCCAACUCCACUCUGAGCACAAGCUGGAGGUGGGCCUUGAUCCCACAACCCUGAGAUCAGGACCUAAUCCAAACCAGAAGUCAGAUUCUCAACCCACUGUGCCAUCCUGGUGCCCCAAGGACCUCUCAAUCUUAAUUUAUUAAUAAUUAUCAUAGCUAAAAUUCAGUAAGUCUUUGCUUUGUGUCAUAUAUAAACCUUUACUUACACGAAUUCAUCUAAUUUUGACAACUGCUGUGUAAGAGAGGUAGUAUUAUACCCCCAUCUUAUAGAAGAGAAAUAUGAGGUACUGUUGAGUGUCAGUCCACAUUUAAAGUAGAAAAAUUUGGGACACCUGGGUGGCCCAGUCAGUUGGGCUUCCCACUUGGGUCGUGAUCAGGAGUUGUAGGAUCAAACCCCAUGUAGGCCCCGCGGGGGGACGAGGGAGAGGUGGAGCCUGCUUGGGAUUCUCUCUCUCCCUCCCUCUCUGCCCCUUCUCCACUCUUUAGGGCACCUGCAUGCAUGCGCUCGCUCUGUCCUGUGGAAAAGAGAAGGUUGCACCAGGAUGUACUUACUUGAAUAGUCCUUAUAGUGUUGAUUAUGAAACUGAAAAAAAUGGUAGUAAGUAAAUGUCCAAAACUGAGGCAUGAUUAAAUAAUUUAUGGUACGUCCAUCCAUGAUAUGCUUAUCAGUGUGAAAAAUGAUGUGGGUGUGUGAUUAUUGAUAGGCAUUUGUAAUAUACUGUCAAGGAUUAAAAGCAGAUUACAAAAUAGCAGAGUUUCCUUUUUAUAUUUGAAAAUGCACAUGUAUUGGCACCUGGCUGGCUCAGUUGGUUAAGUGUCUGGCUCUUGAUCUCAGCACAGGUCUUGAUCUUAGGGUCGUGAGUUCAAGCCCCCAUGUUGGUCUCUGUGCU
This is a messenger RNA of Ailuropoda melanoleuca (giant panda), 8199 nucleotides long. RefSeq names its product lysine demethylase 4C (gene KDM4C). The coding region runs from base 2869 to 4305 and encodes 478 amino acids. Gene Ontology annotation, cellular component: nucleus; chromatin. Gene Ontology annotation, biological process: chromatin remodeling; regulation of gene expression. The transcript has 9 exons. Gene Ontology annotation, molecular function: histone H3K36 demethylase activity; histone H3K9 demethylase activity. NCBI's taxonomy places the organism in Eukaryota, Metazoa, Chordata, Mammalia, Carnivora, Ursidae. The record is from RefSeq and is a predicted model, not a curated record.